Messenger RNA from Aspergillus ibericus CBS 121593, 1032 nucleotides. Its product is annotated as aldo/keto reductase. Lineage: Eukaryota; Fungi; Ascomycota; Eurotiomycetes; Eurotiales; Aspergillaceae. The transcript has 7 exons. Gene Ontology annotation, cellular component: cytosol. Gene Ontology annotation, molecular function: aldose reductase (NADPH) activity. The record is from RefSeq and is a predicted model, not a curated record. Bases 1 to 1032 code for a protein of 343 amino acids.
AUGGCUUCAGGUCGAUCCAUCAAAUUGAACAGUGGUUACAGCAUGCCAGCCGUUGGGCUGGGCACCUGGGUACGUUCAGUCUCUGCUAUCAUACGGCAUACCUGGGAACAAGUCAUAUUCCCGCAGCAAUCGCAAAAAGAUCAAGUUCGCGAAGCAGUUAUAACGGCGCUGCAGGCGGGGUACCGACACAUCGAUGCGGCCGCUGUUUACGGCAACGAGAAGGAGGUCGGAGAUGGAAUCAAGGCGUCCGUAGUUCCUCGCGAGGAGAUCUUUUUGACGAGCAAGUUAUGGAACACCCACCACGAGCCCGAGCACGUUGAAGAGGCUGUGGACCAGUCCCUCGCCGCUCUCCAGACUAACUAUCUGGAUCUUUACCUGAUCCACUGGCCUGUGUCGUUCCGGUAUUCCAACACCACUAUCCCACCUGUCGACGAGAAAACGGGGCUUAUUGACGUGAUUGAUGUGCCGGUUAAGGAUACCUGGGCAGCGAUGGAGCGCCUUGUGGAAAAAGGAAAGAUUCGCAGUAUUGGUGUGAGCAACUUUACUCGGGACAAGAUUGAAGAAUUAUUCAAGACUGCAAAGAUCCGUCCUGCGGUGAAUCAGAUCGAAGCCCAUCCGUACCUCCAGCAACGGGAUCUAUUGCGGUGGAGUCAAGACAAUAACAUCGUCAUCACGGCUUAUUCACCGCUGGGAAACAAUAUCUACAACAUUCCUCGUGCGGUUGAUGAUGGCCUGGUAAUUGAAACUGCCCGCAAGUUGGGCAAAUCGCCUGCGCAAGUGUUGAUCAGCUGGGCUGUUCAGCGGGGAACCGCUGUUCUUCCCAAGUCAGUGACGGCGGAAAGGAUUCGCAGCAACUUUGAAGACUUUGUACUUCCCAACGACGCAUUCGAAGAAAUACAAUUAUUAGAGAGGCACCAACGCAUGAACUUCCCCGCCAGACUUGGAGUUGAUAUCUUUGGCGAGGUGGGAGAGGCUAAGGCGAAGCAGAGUGCCCUGGCGUGGGCAGCAGAGCAGAAGAGACUUCGGACUUGA